AUGGCUUUCCUAAUUGAGAAUGGAGAAAAUUGGUCUACUACCGAGGAUCUAAUGCAGUACACCAACCUACCUUUUACUGACCGAUUAAUGAGGUUCCCCAUGCCAGGUAAUUUUAAGGUUCCUCGGAUUGGCAAGUAUGAUGGAAGUGGAGAUCCUUCCGACCACAUGGAGAGUUUCCGAGCUCAUAUCAUCCUUCAUGAAACUCCUAACGAAAUUGCUUGCCGAGCUUUCCCUUUAACUUUGAAGGGAGUUGCAAAGGAGUGGUUCGGAAGUCUGAACCCUAAAUCUGUUGAUAGUUUCGAUUAUCUUGGACAGCAAUUCCUGGGUCAAUUUCUUGCCUCUAGAAGAAGAAAGAAGAACCCGACAUAUUUGUUAUCUCUCAUGCAGGGAAAAGACGAAUCUUUGAAAGAUUAUUUGUCGCGAUUCAAUCGAGAGAAGUUGACAGUGGAGAGUACUGACGAGCAAAACAUUCUAUCAGCAUUGAUGCAUGGUAUACAGACUAAAGGGCCUCUGAUGGCCGAGUUGUCCAAAAGGCCAAAGACGGGAACUUUACGACAAUUUAACAGUAAGGCCGAGGAAUUCAUCAACCAAGAAGAGACUAUCUCGGCGUUGCUGAAAUCUAAAGUUGCCAAGAGAAAAUCUGCUGCUGAUCCAGUUAUGACAAAUCCGAGAGUUAUAAUCGAAAAGAAGAAGAAGGACGGCCAAGAUCCUAAGAUUCAGGAUAAAAAGGUCGGUCUGCUACCUCGUCCGAACCAGCAUCAACAAUAUGUGGGAUGGACACCUUUGAAUACAACUGUUUAUAAGGUGUUCAUGGAGAUUAAAAAGGACCCGAACUUUCGAUGGCCAGGAAGGAUGAAAUCUCCUCCCCAGCGCCGCAGUACUCAAAAAUUUUGCGAGUAUCAUAAUGAUCAUGGGCAUCAAACCGAGGAUUGUAUCAGUCUUCGGUUCGAGAUUGAAAAAUUUCUGAGAAAUGGGAAGUUGCUAAAUUUCUUGGCCAAAGAGAAUAGCAAAGGAAAGAACAUUCAAGGUGGACAGGGACAACAUUCAGGUCAGAUCGAUGAUCUGUCACGCAACCAGAGGCAGAGGUGUGAUGAACCGAGGGUUUCGCAAAAUCAGCAGCAAAAUCCUCAGAACCAAGCUAUCAUUGGCGAGAUUCGCACCAUCUCAGGAGGUCUGGCUAGCGGAGGAGAAUCAAGCUCGGCAAGGAAGGCUUACGCCAAGCAGGCUAGAAUGGAAGAAAUCUUCGCGCUGGAAAAACCCUCCAAGAUUUAG
Messenger RNA from Corylus avellana, 1272 nucleotides. The record is from RefSeq and is a predicted model, not a curated record. Lineage: Eukaryota; Viridiplantae; Streptophyta; Magnoliopsida; Fagales; Betulaceae.